Messenger RNA from Gryllus bimaculatus (two-spotted cricket), 3352 nucleotides. NCBI's taxonomy places the organism in Eukaryota, Metazoa, Arthropoda, Insecta, Orthoptera, Gryllidae. The record is from the annotation of a GenBank genome assembly.
CUUGAUAAGUUUGAUCGCUCCGUCGCCAGGCGGCGUUGGCGUCAGCGCUGCGUGACACAGCAAUUAGCGCUCUGCGAGUGACUGUCGCCGGCGAUAUCACUUGCUCUAUCGCCCGCCCGCCCGUGCGUGCUGCCGCCGCCGCGCCGCCAGCGAUAAGCACCGCCCGCCCAGACGAGAGCCGCCAUGUCGCUGCUGCAGCUGCUGAGAUUCGCGGUCCCGUCGCGCGCGGCGCGGCUCCUGGGUUCGAGCCCCGCGUGUGCCGGGCGCCCCGCCAGCACACCGGUGGACUCAGCGGAUCCUGCCGCCAUCCCACGCCCUUCCACGCAGGACCGAGAGCUGGCCCUGGACCAGCUGAGAAGAACUUCCAGCGUGCGGAGAAGAUCCCGUUCAGAGGGUACGUGGUGAUGGGGUCGAACGGCGAGUUCCCGCUGAUGACGGCCGAGGAGCGCGUGGGGCUGGUGCGCCGCGUGCGGCAGUUGGCGGCGCCCGACCGCCUCGUCCUCGCCGGCCCCGCCUGCGAAGGGACGGCGGCAACGUUGGAGCUGUGCCACGCGAUGGCGGAGGCGGGCGCCGACGCCGUGAUGGUGAUCAACCCCAGCUACUACAAGGCCAGCAUGACGGCGGUGGCGGACGGCAGCCCGGUGCCCGUGGUGCUGUACAGCCUCCCGGCCAACACGGGCAUCGACCUGUCCGCGCCGCUGCUCGUGCACCUGGCGCAGCACCCCAACGUCAUCGGCCUCAAGGACAGCGGCGGCGACGUGACGCGGGAGCUGGGCGUGCCGGCCAUGAAGGCCGCCAUGGACCUGGUGGGGCUGUACGGAGGGCCGUGCCGCCGACCGCUGCUGCCUCUCACGCCCGACCAGCAACAGCGCGUGCGCCAGGCCUUCGCCACGGCGGGAUUCCUCUAGGCCUCACACCCACACACACACACACGCACUCACCUCCAACUACCUCCACCUGCCCACCCACCCACAAAUGUGCCCAUCUGCCUGGCCUUUCUCCCUUCUGCUCGCACGAAUGCAUGUAUGCACGCUCGCACGUCUACCUACCCAUCCUUCAACCCACUCACUCACCCACCCGCUUUCCCAUCUGCCCGCCCACCGAACCCCCAUUUACCCAUCCACCCACCUGCUCACUCACCCAUCCUCCCUCCCCCCAUCCGUGCCUCCCUCCCACCCACACGCCCGGCCAUUGUCCAACCCGUCCGCCCCCACGCGCACUCGCUCGCACACUCGCACGACUGCGUGUCCAACCUACCCAACACAUCCACCCCACCAUCUGUCCGUCCGCUCAACCCAUUCUUGCCCGUCCACCCACCAACUCUCUUCCCACACACACGCAAAUCCACCUGCCCGCACGCCGACCCGCAAGCACCCCCGCGCGCCUACCUGCAUACACACUCACACGUCCAUCCAAACAUCCACUCACCAUCCACCAAUCAUCAACCACCAGCCUACCCGCUCAACCACCAGUCUACCCGCAGUCAUCCACUCACCAAUAUACCCGCCCACGCAGUCACCCAGGAAUUCACCAGGCACCCACAAGGCACCAGGCAUUCACUCAACAACCCACCCAUUCAUCCAUUGCCUCACACGCAGCCCCAUUCACACGUAUACCCAUUUACAGACUAAGGUGACCAUAUAUUGAAAACCUUAAAAAGGGACAUUGUGACAUUUGCUUGACUGAGAAACGGGACCAAACGGCACACACGUUACCCAUUAUUCCUCAAUUAAGAAUGCUUACUAAGUGGCACAGAAACUCAGCAGAAUUAUUAUUGAAUUUUUCAAUAUCGAUAUCGAUGGCGGUAAAUCAUACACACGCUCAAAUGACGCAAAAGCUCACGUUUCCUUUCUAGAACUACCACUGAACCACUCUUUCUUGAUUUCGAUUGGCUGCUAAAUACACUAGUUAUGAGCGAAUUUAAUUUACUCGCGCUUACUUUUUCUAUACAUUAAUGCAAAUCCAACGGAAUACAUUACGAUAAAUUUAAAUUUGUUGACGUCACGUUAUGCCGAUUAACCAUUGUCACAAAAACGUGACAUUUUCCCACAUAAUCCUGGUAUUUUCUUAUAUUUUCCAAAAAAUAUUUAUUUUUAUACACUUCAUUUAGAUGAAAUGCUCUUAAAAUAUUUACAGGAUUGUAAACAUGGAUUAACUACAUUCCAUUCCAUUUUCAAUACAAAUACUCCUCUUCAAUUGCCAAUAACGAAAUAAUAAAAUUCACAAGUAUGUUUCUGCUAAUUUCGAAAAGGCAAUGUGUGACCUUAUUACUGUUUUGAAAGUGCUGCUUCAUCUCUUUAAUUGGGUGUCCAGGGUGCGUAAUUGCUCUCAAAGUAAAUUGAAGUCAGUGUGAUGUACAUUGUAAUAAAAUAGUCGGGCGUUCGCUCGUAAUAUGGAGCGCGUCAAAUAUUGGAAUUCCGCCUUUUUCUUUGUUCGGUUUUAAAAGAGGGGUUCAGUGGUUUCGGACUAUUCCUACCGCGUGAGGUAAUUUAAUUACCGUUUCACAAAUUAGACAACUUUAUUUCCUUGUUUCCAAUAAUACGUCGAUCUUUUCGAUACUUUUGAGAAGUGGCUGGGACUAUUGUCCUACACCUGCGAUAAGACAUAUGGCGCAGCUGAUUUCAAUACAAAGGAACUAAGACUGAAAAACGGGAAACACUCAGAAGGUCACUGGGACAACACUAAAGUCGAUCCUGAUCGUUCCCCUUUAGUAAACCUCGUUUCGAAUGCAGUACAGUAGCUAAGGCGCCCGACAUGAUUUUCGAACAUUUCAGUGCACCGCGGACGGUAGUUCUCUGGAACUGAUCUACAGAGCUCGGCAAGUACAUGUUACGAAGUAGCUAGUACGACCCCAAGCGAAUUAUGCUGACUCAACAGUGUUUUGGACAGUUGUCAAACUGAUGUGACUGACAUUCAUUAUGUCUUUUUAAAUACAAGGCUUAUUUGAAUCACACUUCAGAAAACGUGCGCUGGUUUCUUAACGUUAUUGGUCCUAUUGUCCAUAAACAUAUUUCUCAUUUAAUAUGUUUUCCAUCUUAAAAGACACACGUAAUGAGUUCAUAUGGGGGAAAAGUGACAGAUUAUCAUUAUUUUAUAAACAGAAUAAUUAUUUUAUACAAUCUAAGAUUGUAUACAAAAUAAAAUAUCAGCCACUGGAUAUACACUGACAAAGAAAAAUUAAAGAAAUAUUAGAACUCAACGCCUAAGUGAACUUAAGCUACAUUCCUGAACAAUGAGCGUAUUUAUGAAUAAAUGUGUUAAAAUGCCAUAAAAUGAAAAAUCGCUUAUAUGAAAGAGAAAAUAUUUGUAUAAUAACUUCAAUUAUUGAUUAAACUUUUACUAUGCAAUACAA